Diospyros lotus (date-plum) is the source of this 3019-nucleotide messenger RNA. Its product is annotated as beta-galactosidase 9. NCBI's taxonomy places the organism in Eukaryota, Viridiplantae, Streptophyta, Magnoliopsida, Ericales, Ebenaceae. Gene Ontology annotation, molecular function: carbohydrate binding; beta-galactosidase activity. Gene Ontology annotation, cellular component: vacuole; cell wall. The record is from RefSeq and is a predicted model, not a curated record. Gene Ontology annotation, biological process: carbohydrate metabolic process.
GGAAAUGGUUGGGUUGGGAGAUAUGUUUUACGAUGAAUGCGAGAAAGCUGACCGGUGAACCGUCGCCGUCAUAAGAAUUAAGAGCCAACCCAUCUUCCUGCCUAACUCACUGUCGAACUCCCUCCCCUCCCUCUCUCUCUCUCUCUCUCUCGAUCGAAUAUGGUUGGGACUCGACCAAUUUCGUUUCAGUUUUUGGUUCUGGCGUUGACCCUGCAGGUCGCAUUAAUCGCUGGCGAGUUCUUCAAACCAUUCAACGUCAGCUACGAUCACCGAGCGCUGAUCAUAGACGGCAAGAGGCGGAUGCUUAUCUCCGCCGGGAUUCACUAUCCUCGCGCCACUCCUGAGAUGUGGCCUGAUCUGAUUUCUAAAAGCAAGGAAGGUGGAGCAGAUGUCAUCCAAACUUAUGCAUUUUGGAGUGGACAUGAGCCAGUAAGAGGGCAGUAUAACUUUGAGGGGAGAUAUGAUAUCGUCAAAUUUGUGAAGCUAGUGGGAUCCAGUGGACUCUAUCUUCAUCUUCGAAUAGGUCCUUAUGUCUGCGCGGAGUGGAAUUUCGGGGGUAUCCCUGUGUGGCUCCGUGAUCUUCCUGGCAUAGAAUUUCGAACAGACAAUUUACCCUUCAAGGAUGAGAUGCAGGGCUUUGUUAAGAAGAUAGUGGAUCUGAUGCGUGAAGAGAUGCUUUUCUCUUGGCAAGGUGGUCCAAUCAUUAUGUUGCAGAUUGAAAAUGAAUAUGGAGAUGUUGAAAGAUCUUAUGGUCAGAAAGGGAAGGACUACGUUAAAUGGGCUGCUGAAAUGGCUAUUGGGCUCAAUGCUGGUGUUCCAUGGAUCAUGUGCAAGCAAGUUGAUGCUCCAGAAUAUAUUAUAAAUGCUUGCAAUGGAUACUACUGUGAUGGUUUUAGGCCUAAUUCUUACAAGAAACCAAUAUUGUGGACAGAGAACUGGGAUGGAUGGUAUACAAAAUGGGGUGGAAGGUUGCCACAUCGACCUGCUGAAGACAUUGCAUUUGCAGUUGCUCGUUUCUUUGAACGUGGAGGGAGCUUUCAGAAUUAUUAUAUGUUUUUUGGUGGAACAAACUUUGGGCGGACUUCUGGGGGACCAAAUUAUAUUACUAGUUAUGAUUAUGAUGCUCCACUUGAUGAAUAUGGAUUACUAAGACAGCCUAAAUGGGGCCACCUAAGGGAUCUGCAUGCUGCUAUAAAGCUCUGUGAACCAGCUCUAGUUGCUGUUGAUUCACCUCAUUACCUUAAAUUGGGACCAAAACAGGAGGCUCACGUGUACGGUAGAAGUGUUAAUAGGGAAGGUCAGGCCCUACUUUGGUCAGGAAAUAAAAGAAGCUGCUCAGCCUUCAUUGCAAAUAUUGAUGAACAUAAUGUGGCUGUUGUUAAAUUCUUGGGUCAAGUGUAUACUUUACCGCCGUGGUCAGUGAGUAUAUUACCAGACUGCAGGAACACGGCUUUCAACACUGCCAAGGUUGGGGCACAGACUUCCAUUAAGAAAAUGGAAUUCACUUUACCUCUCUCUACAACUGUUUCUGUUCCUAGACAAUCACCGGGAGAGGAUGAAACUUUCUAUAUCUCAAAUACUUGGAUGACUGUUAAAGAGCCAAUUGGUGCAUGGGGUGCAGACAAUUUCACUGCCCAAGGAAUAUUGGAGCAUCUAAAUGUGACAAAAGAUCGGUCUGAUUACUUGUGGUGUAUGAUAAGAGUAUAUGUGUCCAAUGAUGACAUCUUAUUUUGGGAGAAAAGUUCAACUGAGCCAGCUCUUGUAAUUGAUAGCAUGCGUGACUUGGUGCGCAUAUUCAUAAAUGGAAGACUUACAGGCAGUGCAGCUGGCCAUUGGAUCAAGGUCAAUCAGCACAUUCAGUUUGUACAAGGAUACAAUGAUUUAGUGUUAUUAUCCGAGACAGUUGGGCUGCAGAAUUAUGGUGCUUUCUAUGAGAAAGAUGGAGCUGGGUUUAAGGGUCAAAUUAAGCUUACUGGGUUUAGAAAUGGGGAUAUUAACCUCUCCGACUCGUUGUGGACAUACCAGAUUGGGCUCAAUGGUGAGUUCCUGAAAAUAUAUAGCAUUGACGAAAAUGAAAAGGCUGAAUGGACUGAUUUGACAAUUGAUGCAAAUUCAUCUACCUUCUCCUGGUUCAAGACGUACUUUGAUGCCCCUGUUGGGACAGACCCAGUUGCCCUUGAUUUGGGAAGCAUGGGAAAAGGCCAGGCAUGGGUUAAUGGCCACCAUAUAGGAAGAUACUGGACUCUGGUUUCACCAAUACAUGGAUGUGAAAGGAAUUGUGACUACCGUGGCCCUUAUAAUUCAGACAAGUGCACAACAAACUGUGGCCAGCCAACGCAGAUCUGGUACCAUGUACCACGAUCCUGGUUACAGGCAUCAAACAAUUUACUUGUCAUCUUUGAGGAGACUGGAGGAAACCCGUUUGAAAUUUCAAUAAAGUCACGUUCUACCGUUAGCAUUUGUGCUCAAGUAUCAGAAUCCCAUUAUCCACCCCUUCAGUGGUGGUCCCAUCCAGAUGUCGUCAGUGGAAAGAUAUCAAUAGGCGAUCUGACCCCAGAACUGCAUUUGCAGUGCGAUGAUGGGCAUCAGAUUUCCUCCAUAGAAUUUGCUAGCUAUGGAACCCCUGCAGGUAGCUGCCAAAGUUUUUCCACAGGCAACUGCCAUGCACCAAAUUCGUUGUCUGUGGUGUCUCAGGCAUGUCAAGGAAAGAAUAGAUGUUCAAUUGGAGUCUCUAAUGCUGUAUUUGGAGUUGACCCUUGUCGUGGCAUAGUCAAGACCUUAGCUGUCGAGGCAAGGUGCACCCCGUCAAGCACCGGUUUCACGGCAAUGAUGAGGAAUGCAGCUGACGUGCCAACGCAGGUUGUUUUCUGUUUCAUAACAAAAGUUGUGUAACUGCACUCAAAAUUUUCAAACUUAUGUGCGAUUCAAUUGUAUCCUACUUCGGUGCCUCUAUGUGAGUAAAGUCUGAAAACCGCUGGUGGUAGAUUCUUUUUUUUUUUUUUUUUUUUAAGAAAAGAAA